This is a messenger RNA of Eucalyptus grandis, 2190 nucleotides long. Its product is annotated as diacylglycerol kinase 5. The record is from RefSeq and is a predicted model, not a curated record. Bases 450 to 1907 code for a protein of 485 amino acids. NCBI's taxonomy places the organism in Eukaryota, Viridiplantae, Streptophyta, Magnoliopsida, Myrtales, Myrtaceae. Gene Ontology annotation, molecular function: ATP-dependent diacylglycerol kinase activity. The transcript is spliced from 13 exons.
AACCCCGGUAAUUGACAAAGAUCUGGCCUUUCGUGAGAACCCACGACUGCCUAUCAAUGCGGACCACGGGAGAAGCGAGGGAAAGUUCCCCGAAAAGCGCCCUCCUUUAUCGAAUCUCGCCAACGAACCCCGUGCGAGAAAUGGCAACGAGCCAGCGCGAAUGAUCUCCCUUGCCUUUCUCUGUUCCCCCACGCGGCUUCCCACCUUCGCAUGUCGUGAGCUCGAAGCUUUUCGCGCUGUUCGUAACAGAAAUCCCUCUCGCCUUCAGUCAGCGUCUCUGGUUUUUGAUCAGACGGCGAAAGCAGCAGCGUUCGCUUGGUGGGUUGCGUUAGCGGAGCGAAUCUUGAACUUUUCGGAGAUCGGGACUCUCGGCAAUCUGAUUCGCCAAGAACCCAUUUCCAUGUGAUUCCCCGUACUCGUCAGAGCUUGAAUUCCCAGUCAAGGCAGCAAUGGCAAACCCAGACUCCGAAUCCUUUUCUCCAAAUGACUUCCGCAUUCCCAGUUACCUUAUUGUCCCCGAUUCAGAGGAUAAGGAUGAUUCGGUUGAACCUCAGUGGCCAGUGUUGGUGUUUGUCAACUCGAAAAGCGGCGGCCAGCUGGGAGGUGACCUCCUCGUAACAUAUCGUUCUCUUCUUGGUGAACACCAGGUUUAUGAUCUGGGAGAAGAGGCUCCAGACGAGGUUUUGCGCAGAAUCUACUUAAAUUUGGAAAAGCUGAGAUCAAACGGGGACACGCUUGCCCUUCGGAUCCAGCAGCAAUUAAAAAUAAUCGUAGCAGGAGGCGAUGGGACAGCAGGUUGGCUUCUUGGAGUUGUCAGUGAUCUCAAAUUAUCUCAUCCUCCUGCGAUUGCAACGGUGCCCUUGGGUACUGGAAACAACCUCCCUUUCUCAUUUGGAUGGGGUAAGAAGAAUCCUGGGACUGAUCAUUCAUCAGUUGUGUCGUUCCUCAAGCAAGUGAGUGAGGCAAAGGAGAUGAAAAUCGACAGCUGGCAUAUUUUGAUGAGGAUGAAAGCACCCAAAGAAGGUUCCUGUGAUCCCAUUGCACCCCUUGAACUACCGCAUUCUCUGCAUGCUUUCCAACGUGUUUCUUCGACAGAUGAACUGAACAUGGAAGGUCGCCACACAUUUCGCGGGGGAUUCUGGAAUUACUUUAGCAUGGGCAUGGAUGCUCAAAUAUCCUAUGCAUUUCAUUCAGAGAGGAAGGCGCAUCCUGAAAAAUUCAAAAAUCAGUUGAUUAAUCAGAGUACUUAUGCAAAGCUUGGGUGUACUCAAGGAUGGUUCUUUGCUUCUCUUUUUCAUCCUUCUUCACGGAAUAUAGCUCAGCUGGCCAAAGUGAAGAUUAUGAAAAGGCAUGGCCAAUGGCAAGAUCUCCACAUACCACACAGCAUUAGGUCAAUUGUCUGUCUCAACUUGCCCAGCUUUUCUGGUGGACUUAAUCCGUGGGGGACACCAAACAGCACAAAACGGAGUCAGAGGGACUUGACCCCACCUUAUGUUGAUGAUGGUCACCUCGAGAUUGUUGGUUUUAGAGAUGCCUGGCACGGUCUUGUAUUGCUUGCCCCAAAUGGGCAUGGGACUCGUCUUGCUCAGGCACACCGCAUCAAGUUUGAGUUUCACAAAGGUGCAGCUGAUCAUACAUUUAUGAGGGUUGACGGGGAACCGUGGAAGCAACCGCUACCCCUGGACGAUGACACUGUUGUGGUGGAGAUUUCUCACCUUGGUCAGGUGAACAUGCUUGCCACCCACGGUUGCCGGGCCAAGAGCAUCCAUGAUCCGUCCACACCAAGCCACCACGAUGACGAGGACAAUGACAGUGGUGAAGAAGAUUCAGGGGAGGAGUUCAGGAAGUUUGGGGCAGCUGAAACUUUCAAAAUCCCUAAUGAGGUUGACAUUAGUCGUCUUAGUUGAUCUCUUCAGUUUCCUUCUCCUUGAAUCUUUUUCUAAAUAUCGAUCAUGGGAAUAAAUGAUGUUGGGUAAUUCAUUUCAAUAUUCAUACAUAAGCAACUGGAGACCUUUUGCGAUUAGUAUGUUGGAAACAUCUGAAUUGACAGUGUUCAUAUUUUCUUCUCUCGAUAAAUUAUCUCAAUGACAUCCGGCCAUAUGGUUUGUAAAUUUAGAAGGCCGUUACUAUUUCUCAGUCAUGUGGCCUGUACAUGUGUGAUCUCUCCAGGUAAAGUUCGUCUAGCCGACU